CCCCUCUCAGUCGACGGUCCAAGCCCGUCACCUUAGCCUCUCUCGCCGUUGUCCUUCCUGGCUGUAAAGCCCUCCAGACGCUCUCUUCCCUCCCGUUCCUUUGAUCUCCGUCAUUUUACGUUUCUCUACGGAUAAAAACUCUUACCAAGGCACUUAAAGUCAUGUUUUUCCAUAUCCCCAUUGUUACUCUGGCCCUGUCCCUCGCUGCCCUCGCCGUUCCUCACGACAACAACAUUCAUGCCCAUCGCCAUAAUGGCGUCGCCAAACGAGCUCGCGGAGACCUCAACAAUUUUGUUAAGCGAUACGAUAACGCUAGAUGGACUUUUUAUGAUGUUGGGUUAGGUGCUUGUGGUUCUACCAGUGUCUCAAGCGAUUAUAUCGUCGCUCUCAACUCCGAGCAAUAUGGAAGUGGAUAUCCUGGUCCUUACUGCUUCCAGACUAUCACUAUGACAUACAAUGGAAAGACGACGACUGCAACAAUUAUGGACGAAUGCCCCGGCUGUCCCUACGGAGGGUUGGAUUUGUCUCGUGGUCUCUUCGACUUCUUCGCUGAUGAAUCGGCUGGUGUCCUUUAUGGGACGUGGACCUUCAGUAGUGGCGGUUCAGGCGCAGCUUCGAGCUCAUCAUCCACUUAUGUGUACACACCCACAACGACCAGUACCACUCCUCAGUGGACCCCCUCGACCACCUCUUCCAGUUCACAGUGGACACCCACGACCACUAGCAGCACUUGGACCCCACCAACUACAUCAACUAGUUCCACUUGGAGUUCCUCCAGCACCAGCUCUAGUUCCACCUGGAGCGCACCAACGACGUCUUCGUCUUCAACCUGGUCAUCCUCUUCGUCGUCGUCGUCGGCAUGGUCCUCUUCCUCUUCCUUCGAUUCGUCAUCAGCUUCUGCUUCCAGUGCAUCAAUAGUGGUCGGCGUUAUCCAGUAACAGUAUGGUUGUUCCGACUGGUACGGUUGAACAGUCUACCGGUGAUGGUCCGCAGAUCCUGUAUUACAUGAAUCAGGUCGUGGUCAACGCGGCGGGUGUAGUGCUUGUGGGAGCUCAACAGUUGCCCUAGGUGGAGUAAAGGCUCUCUUCACGCAAUCUCCGACUCUAGCAGUCUUGAAGCUUGGAAGAUGAUUUGGUUUCAUCGUUAUCAUUAUUAUCAGCAUCGUUAUACCUCCCGUUGAUCGUUCUGUGCUUGCUUGCGCUGCUGGAUACCCUUGUUUAUCACAUUCAUUGAAUUACCCUUUAUCUCAUCGAUAUUUCUUGACAUUUCUCACUUUGCACCUUGCAAGCUUUUUUGUUAUUCAUGUGGGUUUUAUUUAAAUGACAUUGCGGCAUAAGACAUAUAAGUACAUCUUAAUGUAUGUUCAUAACGCUGGCGCUUUUAAUACUUAGCAAUUUUUAAACCUGUUUGUGAAAGGGGGA
Messenger RNA from Desarmillaria tabescens, 1421 nucleotides. Its product is annotated as RlpA-like double-psi beta-barrel-protein domain-containing protein-containing protein. The record is from RefSeq and is a predicted model, not a curated record. Bases 162 to 938 code for a protein of 258 amino acids. NCBI's taxonomy places the organism in Eukaryota, Fungi, Basidiomycota, Agaricomycetes, Agaricales, Physalacriaceae. The transcript has 5 exons.